CCCGCGCGGGGUCCGGCACCAGUUUCCAUACAAAGUGCUAUUGAAAAAUUGAAUUUCAUCUAGAAGUAAUUUUUUGAUCCCUGUUAAGGAAAUGUCGCUCAAACCUAGAAGAAUACUGUUCGAUGAAGUUUGGGGAUGUCUCAAAACUACUGUGGAAAAAGUUAUCACACUGAGAGCUGUGAAAAAAGACAAAUGGAAUGAUAGUUUCAACGAUGUUUAUUCCAUUUGUGUUGCAUAUCCUGAACCAUUAGCUGAUCGAUUAUACACAGAAACGAAACUUUUUCUCGAAAAUCAUGUUAAAUCACAACUGGAUGAUUUUGGUGUUUACAUGAUGGAAGUAAAUGAUACAGAUAAUUCUCAAAAUCAGCUUCUCCAUAAAUAUUACAGCGCAUGGAAAAACUACAGCGAAGGUCUUGGUUUCCUCAAUAGUUUAUAUUCAUACUUAAAUCAACAACACAUCAAGAAACAAAAGGUAUCAGAGGCUGAAAUUCUGUAUGGGAACGGUGGUCACUUGUCUGUUGCACAAGAGCAGAUGGAAAUUGGUGAACUUGGACUUGACAUUUGGCGUAUUUUCAUGAUUCAAAAUCUUGGAGAUAUUCUUGUGAAGCAAAUUCUUCAAGGAAUUGAACGCGAUCGUGUUGAAAGCAAUUUAUCGUCCAAAGAUAUUGAAACACUCAACGGAGUCAUUCAUAGCUUUGUGAUGGUUCAAGACUAUAAAAAGAAAGGAAAUUUGAAGCUUUACGAGAAUAUGUUUGAGGGGAAAAUGUUGGAAGCUUCAGGUGAAUAUUUCAAGUCGCAAGCAUCGAAACUUCUGCAGACAUGUUCAGUUAGUCAGUAUAUGCAAGAAGUUAUACGAAUACUAGACGAGGAAAAUAUCCGAGCCCACAAGUUCAUGCACAUAAGUUCAAUUCAAAAGCUGAAGAAGGAAUGUGAAGAUCGAAUGAUCACCGAUCACAAAUAUUUUCUCUACUCUGAAUGCAAGGAUAUGGUUAGCAAUGACAAACGUGAUGAUUUGAAGAACUUGUAUACACUUUUAAAGCCAAUCGUUGAUGGCCUCAAGGAACUGAUUCAAUUUUUGCUUGAACAGAUUAAAAACGAAGGCACUGAAUCUGUAAUGAACUUAAAAGGAGAAAAUAUUCAUAUUCAAUUUGUUGAAAAUAUGUUGCAAGUUCAUCAAAAAUAUGAGAAUUUGAUUAGUGAGACAUUUAAAAACGAUCCAUUGUUCUUGAGUGCUCUCGAUAAAGCUUGUGCUAGUGUCAUAAAUUCAAAACUUUGUGAUGGAAAGACAGCUUGUCGCAGUGCGGAAUUGGUUGCCAAGUAUCAUGAUAGUUUAUUGAAGAAAUCAAAGUCAACAGAAAGUGAAAUCGAAACAAAACUUACAAAAAGCAUAACCAUUUUUAAAUAUAUUGAAGAUAAGGACGUUUAUCAAAAAUUUUACAGUCGAAUGCUUGCAAAACGCCUUAUUCAUGAUCAAUCGGUCAAUAUGGAGUUGGAAGAAGUAAUGAUUAAUAAAUUGAAGCAAGCAUGCGGCUAUGAGUUCACCAAUAAAUUGCACAGAAUGUACACAGAUGUUGGAAUCAGUAUGGAUCUAAACAACAAAUUCAAUCAACAUUUGAAAAACCAAAACAAUGAACUCCACAUUAAUUUGUCAAUUAAGAUUUUACAAGCAGGUGCUUGGCCACUUGGACCUCAAACAGCGAUUCCCUUUGCUGUUCCUCAAGAGUUUGAGAAGCCGAUAAGAGAUUUCGAGACAUUUUAUAAUCUUAAAUUUAGUGGACGAAAAUUGUCGUGGCUUCAUCAUUUGUGUCAUGGCGAGUUGAAAGUUUCAUUAGCGAAGAAGUCUUAUCUGAUAACAAUGCAAACUUAUCAAAUGGCAAUGCUAUUGCUAUUUGAAAAUUGUGAUACUUUAUCUUGCAAGGACAUUAAAGACGUCCUUCAACUCAAUAACAAUGAAAACUUCCAAAAGCAUCUUCAAUCAUUAAUUGAUUCGAAAUUACUGACUGUUGACACCGAGAAAAUUGAAGAGUCUUCAAUUGUUUCAUUUAACUUGGAUUUCUCGAAUAAGCGCACAAAAUUCAAGAUUACAGCGUCAUUACAAAAAGAGUCACCUCAACAAGAAGUGGAACAAACACAUACGCAGGUCGAUGAAGAUCGAAAACUUUAUUUACAAGCUGCAAUCGUUAGAAUUAUGAAAUCUCGUAAAGUGCUCAAACAUAAUGCCUUAAUACAAGAGAUUCUCUCACAAUCGAAAGUCAGUUUUGCACCAAGUAUCCCAAUGAUUAAGAAGUGCAUCGAGUCAUUGAUCGACAAACAGUACAUUGAACGCACAGCAAAUUCAAGCGAUGAAUACAGUUACGUCGCAUAAAAAAAUGUUGAUGGGGAAAUCCUACAAACAACUCGAAUUCAUAGUCGUACUCUGCUAAAAUCUCUUCGUUUCUUUAAAAACGAUUGUUGAUAAAUUAUUUAAAUUCGAAGCUUUAUGAAUUUAAUAAAGUUGAAUUUCUUUUUAAAAUCGUUUCAUCAGAAGUGUCAGAAAAUAAAUUUUAUGUUGAUCGUUUUCAAUCUUAAUUGGUUUCUUAAAGUUGUGUUUUUGAAUAAAAGAAUGUUUUGCUACUUAUUAA
This is a messenger RNA of Clunio marinus, 2621 nucleotides long. The record is from the annotation of a GenBank genome assembly. Lineage: Eukaryota; Metazoa; Arthropoda; Insecta; Diptera; Chironomidae.